This is a messenger RNA of Lodderomyces pseudojiufengensis, 297 nucleotides long. RefSeq lists its product as uncharacterized. The record is from RefSeq and is a predicted model, not a curated record. The transcript has a single exon. Lineage: Eukaryota; Fungi; Ascomycota; Pichiomycetes; Serinales; Debaryomycetaceae. Bases 1 to 297 code for a protein of 98 amino acids.
AUGCAUCCACAAUUAGAUAAAAAUAGAUUUGAUACAUGUAAUAAACUAAUGGAUGCAUUAGAAGAAUGUCAUAAACAAGAAUUUUUAAAACAAUGUCUUGGGAUGUGUAAUUUUGAAAAAGAUCAAUUACAAAAAUGUUUACAUUAUACUAGAAUUAAUGAUUCUAAGCUUAGAAUUAAAGAAAGUAGAAUUAAGCAAAAAAAAAUUGAUGAUAUUGCUAGGCGAAGAGAGGAGGAAGUUUUUGGUAAGGGGGGGUAUUUGAGAAAAGUUUUGGAAUAUGAAAAUAAUCAAAAAUAG